AUGGACUCGCCAUCUGAGCGAGUCCGUCGUAUCCGGAACGCUGCAGGAACACCAUCACUUCUGCCUUCGCUGACGAAGGAGAAGUCGCGUAUCGGAAUUCGACGCUUUAAGCAUGCUGGCUGCCACAUCACCUGGAUGUUUGCAGUUUGUUUUGGUGGGUGCCUGGUUCUCCUUCUACAGGCUACGAAACUGCGUCCGGCUUCGUCGACUUACUACGAACCCCUGGAGUCUAUCCUGCCAUCUUUGCCGGCCAGGGGUGGUCACGGUGAACAAAGCUCCGUAUCCACGGGUCACGCUCUAAAGCUGCCGUCCGUACGCAUCAAUGGCGUCGACGACAAGUGGAAAGUCCACGGUGAAGACUACGCAAACUCCAGGACGACCGGCUCGACCCUUCUCCUCAAGAAAAUCGAUGAUAAACGCAUUACUGGCAUUCUACCACUACAUGUCGUGGUAUGGCCAUUUCUACAAAAUGGCACAAAGACGGCUGAACACCAGCACAUUGAGGAAAAUGGUAUUAGCGAGUCGUCGUAUUUGAGGCUUAGCAAAGAUAUGAUGGAUUUUCAUCCCAACGUCGUUUGGCUUGGGGACAUUGGUUGGGGCUUUCCUUGGAAAGAAUGGUGUCAGGAAUACACCAAACACAUCAAAAAGGCCAAAAAUAUGCGGCGCGAGAAAGGGCUGCCGGAGCAGUGGCCGAUCUUCAUUGUCGCCUUCACCGACGGACCAUCUCUACCGAGAUGCCAAAAUGUAGAAGCUGAGGUUGGUAAAGCGAACGUUCGCUACACAAGUCGGUCAAUGGUGUACGAUCGGAGAUGGAACGAAGCAAAGAAAUGGGUGGAAACGGGCGAAAAAAUGAAUCUAGAAAAGCGGGAUAUCACCUACCGGCACAUGCCUCUGGUUGUUCGAACUGAUACGGUGAAGUUUUUGGAAGAAGCCCUGCGGAAGCGCAACAUGACGCUGGCUGAUCCUGUAGAGCGCUUGCAACGCGACGUAGACGUAGCUCAUUACUGGCCACAUCAAAGUAGCCCAAGCGACCCUGGCAUUGAAGGAUCGCUUUUACGCCAGCAGAUCA
Messenger RNA from Phaeodactylum tricornutum CCAP 1055/1, 1069 nucleotides. RefSeq lists its product with no specific name. The record is from RefSeq and is a predicted model, not a curated record. The annotation marks the transcript as partial. Lineage: Eukaryota; Bacillariophyta; Bacillariophyceae; Surirellales; Neidiaceae. The transcript has a single exon.